AAAAUGGACCAAUCAGGAUAAUAUUUUUUUUUAGAUGUGUUUACAUGUGCUUUUGUGUUUGGUCAAUUCUCGUAAUUGGGUCAAAGAUUGAGAUUGGGAUUGUUUAUUAAAAAUGACGGUUAGUGACUUAAUUGUAGUAAAUAUUUACAUUCAAUCUUACAAAUUAUAAUCCUUAAAAUCAAUUAGGGGCUUCAUCAUUUUGAGAAAAAGUUUACGUGCUAAAAUCCUUACUACGGGUGUUUGAAAUUUGUUUUCAAUUCCCAUGUUAAACAAAUUACAUACCUGGCCUUAUUAAUCUUUAAAUGCUUGCGAGAUGGAUGAAAUCGCGAUUCGUGUCCCAAAUUAUGAGCGACAAAAGUAAUAUCUACGACUGACUCGUGUAUUCACUAGUCUUCCACACUUGCUUAUCCCUUCAGGGAUACAGGUGUAUGAAUACCUUUUUCUACGGCUAAGCUUUUUGGCUGCCCUAAAGAUGAUCAUUACCAUCUCCUACCAAAAAUCAAAUUAGGUCAACAGACGUGGGUUUACGUCAGAACAUCAAGUCUAGCCUAAUCUGUUAUGAUAUUUUAAUUGUACAGACAAGAGAUAGCGAUUUAAAUAUUGCGUGGUCUACUUUUGGUAUUUUGGAGCAUAAAUACCUAUUAAAUUUAGCUGUUGCUGUAAGAAUGUAGAAGAUUUAAUAGAACUUAGAGCGCGUUUGGGUAUUACCUCGUACCUACGUAAUAGGAAUGUGAUAAUGAAUUUACAGAAUCCAAAUUUCAAUUUGCAUCACGUUCGUAAAUUAACGGAUCGUCUCCUUGGGCUGUGAAAUGUGAGGAUCUGGAUUCGCUUCCCGCAUUAGCCAAAAUAAAUUUGUGUUCUCAAUUCUAAAAUAAAUCCAUGUUGGCCGGGAUUACAAUUUGUACCCGAAUGGUGAUAGGCUCUCUCCCUGUCGUGUUUCGUGAUAACAUCAUGAGAGUGUAAAAUAAUAUGAUGAUUAUUACUUGAGACAAAUGCAAUUUCAUUUUGCUUAUAAUAAACACAUACUUACGUACCCGUUACUUAUAGGUACUGGAAUCUACAGAAUUUAAGUAAAUGUGAUAAGUCUACGUAAGUAUAGUAUAGCUAGUUAGUAUUGUUAAACGGUGAUUAAUGAAGGGUAAAUAUGCUAUAAAGUCGCGUAUAUUAAAGAAUUGCCAUAUAUACAAUGCAAUGUAAGUGAAGCAGAUUCUAUCUAGAAAUCGAUUAGUUGCGCGCGCCGAACCUAUCUUUGUCCGAACACUUGUACUGAAACCACCGCAAAUAUCGUCAGCUGGCUCUGAAUAACGAGGUAUGUAUUUAGUUUAUUCAUGGUUAACACUUGAAGCUUAGUGAUAUGGUUAUUAAAUGUGAUAUAUAUAGUGUACGAAUUUCAAGCUUUUCAUUCUAGUGAUUUUUGCGCGAACUUGUGUAACUAAGCAUUUGUCAUUAGAUAGAACCCCAAAGUAGUACAUCAGUCCAGGAAAAUGUACCUGCAGGAUAACUAAGUGUCCUGUAUACCUGUUUUUUAUUAGCCAAGAUGCCGGGGGCAAGGCAUAAAAUCUUGGGUCAUGUGCUUUCUGGAUUUUGCCACAAAAUGAAUAGACGCAAACCUUUGUAUGGUGAUGCCAUGGACACUCCUUUAAACAGAUGCCUGACGACCCUGGAUAUAACGUUGCUUGGUGUGGGGCAUAUGGUCGGAGCUGGUAUCUACGUGUUGACGGGCACUGUCGCACGAUAUAUGGCAGGACCAGCUACAGCUUUAAGUUUUCUUCUUGCUGGAAUAACUUCCACACUAGCUGCUCUGUGCUACGCAGAAUUUGGUACCAGAAUACCAAGGGCUGGCAGUGCCUAUGCAUACACUUAUGUCAGCAUUGGUGAAUUCUGGGCUUUUAUUAUAGGAUGGAAUAUUGUUUUGGAGUAUAUGAUAGGGGCAGCGUCGGUAGCGAGGGCGUGGUCUGGAUACUUGGACGCAAUGUUAGAUGGAGCUAUAAGUAACGCUACGAUAUCAUUAACUGGUGAACUCCACGAGACUCUCCUCAGCAGAUAUCCCGACCUAUUAGCAUUCUUAAUUUGUAUUGUGGCAUCUUUGAUCCUUGCAGUGGGAGUUAAAACUUCGGCCUACAUAAAUAAUGGUCUUACCAUUUUAAAUUUAUUGGUUAUAUCCCUAGUCAUAUUCCUAGGGUUCUAUUAUGCUGAUAUUACUAAUUGGUCUGAAAAAAAUGGUGGAUUUAUGCCAUAUGGAUUUUCUGGCGUCUUGGCUGGUGCUGCGACUUGCUUUUAUGCUUUUGUAGGAUUCGAUAGUAUUUCGGCAUCGAGUGAGGAAGCCAAAGAUCCAUCUCGAUCUAUUCCCAUAGCUACUGUCUUGUCAAUGGCAAUGGUUGCCUUUGGAUAUAUUCUUGUUGCCUUGGCGUUAACUUUGAUGGUUCCAUACAAAAGUAUCAAUGCCGAAGCUGCUCUACCAGCGGCCCUCGGUGCAGUGCAUGCCGAUUGGGCGAAAUAUGCGGUCGCUGUUGGCGCUGUUUGCGGAAUGACAACAACUUUACUAGGUUCCUUGUUUUCGCUUCCCCGUUGUUUGUAUGCUAUGUCUGCUGACGGUUUACUAUUUGGCUUCCUUAGCGACAUUAACAAUAAGUCUCAGAUUCCUAUCGCUAAUUUAUUUAUUUCGGGCCUGUCAUCGGCUUUAAUAGCCUUGCUCUUUGAUUUGGAAAAACUGGUGGAGUUUAUGUCAAUUGGAACAUUGCUGGCUUACACAAUCGUCAGUGCUGCUGUUAUAAUCUUACGAUAUCGCCCCACGCCAGUAGUAGAUGAUAAAAUUUUCGGUGUGCCGCAACUCGAUUCUCCUGGUGAUCGUGAAGACAGUUCAGCAACAGGCACGCCCGCUACCGAUGGUGGCUCUUCUUCUUCAGAGAUGUUCGAAGCGUUGACUGUCGGUCGUCUCCGCGCUCAAUAUGCUUGGCUGGAGCCCCUUGCCGGAGGAAGAGCGCCGGGCGCUGCUGUAACCAGCUGUGUAUAUACGUUCACUGUCGCCACCGCUGUCCUAUGCGCUCAUAAUCACUUCUUGGCAGAACCUGCUGGACUUUGGGCGUUAUUGCCGGACUUUGUCCUCAGCUUCAUUAUUAUUGCAUGUCUUGUGAUAAUUUGGGCACAUCAACAAAGCCCUACGCGUCUUCCGUUCCGCGUACCGUGGGUGCCUCUACUGCCGGCUGCUAGUGUCAUGCUCAACGUCGAACUGAUGAUCAAUCUGAACGCUUUGACCUGGGCCCGCUUCGCCAUUUGGAUGACUUUCGGUCUCCUACUCUAUUUCCUGUACGGAAUACACCACAGCAAGUUAGGUGAAGGAGUGACAGGACUCUUGUCCCGGUCAGGCAGCGGCGGUGGUAAUAGCGGCGGCUGGGGAGCGGUGGAGAAGACCAACGCCAUCGCACGUCGGGUUGGCAGGUUCGCGCGCGGCAGCAAGGGUGACGACCGCAAGCCUAUCAUAUGCGACGAUGAGCUGUCUAGGCGAGACCCGUGAUUUUAAUUUAAUCGGCCUAAUGCUGUCGCCAUACUCAAGAGUAGAUGUAGUAUUUUGUGUAUGUAUAUAAAGAAAAGUUAUAGCAAAAAUUAUAGUCUAUAAUGGUAUAACACAACUAUAAUUCAGUAUAUAUAGAUAACGUGAAUUAUGUAGAGGAAAAUAUAUUGCUUCUGCAUUACUUUGAUAAAUCUUCAACUGCUUUUGCUAGAACAAUUCAGGUGUUGUAUUUACAAAAGAAAAAACUUCAAAAUUCUGUGCGUAUUAUUUAUAUUCAGUUUUACACGUACAAUUUUAAAACAGGGUCAUAAUAUCGUAAAAUUGUAAAGUAUUUGCCAAAUACAUAAUGGAAUGAACACGUAUUAUUUAACCCUCCAGUGCAUACAUAACAUACAUAACAAUUGUUUAUUCAAGUUUUCCAUAACAAAAUCAACAUACGAGUAAAUUGUAUAAAUAAGUGACAUAAAUAAAUAGUUCGCUAUUUACAACGCAUUAUAAUAAGAUCUGCUUUAUUGUAAAUAUUUAUGCACAAAGUAUAACUCGUUUUAGAUAAUAAAUAUUAUUUGUAAUUUGAAUCGUUCUUCCUAAACAUUGUUUCAUUUGUUAUCUGCCUUUUGGGCAUUAAAUAAUAAAAAUGUAUUUCCUUUUAAAUAUAGGAUAAAAGAUUUUAUUUCCAACUGCACAGGUGGAUAAAUGUUGCAAAAAAAGUGUUUAUUGUAUUUAUUAGAACUCAUUUAUUAUAAAAUUGUAGCGGAAAUGUUUAUAAAAAUUAAACUAUAGCAUUGUUGUUAUACUAAUGGUACAUUUUAAGUGUUGAUGUGUACAUAAACUAAUUAUAAAUACAA
Messenger RNA from Manduca sexta (tobacco hornworm), 4356 nucleotides. Its product is annotated as cationic amino acid transporter 4. The record is from RefSeq and is a predicted model, not a curated record. Gene Ontology annotation, cellular component: plasma membrane. Gene Ontology annotation, biological process: amino acid transport; transmembrane transport. The transcript has 8 exons. Gene Ontology annotation, molecular function: amino acid transmembrane transporter activity. Lineage: Eukaryota; Metazoa; Arthropoda; Insecta; Lepidoptera; Sphingidae. The coding region runs from base 1538 to 3514 and encodes 658 amino acids.